Polychytrium aggregatum is the source of this 1941-nucleotide messenger RNA. RefSeq lists its product as uncharacterized. Bases 1 to 1941 code for a protein of 646 amino acids. NCBI's taxonomy places the organism in Eukaryota, Fungi, Chytridiomycota, Chytridiomycetes, Polychytriales. The transcript has 20 exons. The record is from RefSeq and is a predicted model, not a curated record. Gene Ontology annotation, biological process: protein polyubiquitination. Gene Ontology annotation, molecular function: ubiquitin protein ligase activity.
AUGGAGCAGACCAAACCCAUAACCGACCCUGUCGACAAGGAGCCGCUCUGUCAGCGAAACGGCCUCAUACAAGAGCUCAAGUCGCCUGGCGCUCAGUCCAAUACCAGGCUCAAAAGCCAUCUUCGUGAUACUUUUGGCAAUCUGCGGUCGAUAUACAACGUCUUCAUUCCGGCUGAAUUUGAUCUGGCCAGGGAGCGGUGGAUCAAUAUCCGUGCAGUAGUUGAGUGGUUCAACUCCGUGCCCGAGGCCAGCAUUGAUCUCGGCCAAGCCGUCAUUGGAGGCAUCGUUGCGACCCUUGACGACAUCAAGAAUGGCAGACAAAGCAUGGACGAAACCGAUGUGGUUGUGCUGUUGAUUAUUCUUUCGAAUCCGAUGAUGAUGGAUCCCGACUACUCUGAUAUGAUAAUGCCAAAGCUUUGCACCGUCCUGGGCUCGUCCUCACAAAGUCACCGCCUGCUCUUUGGCAAGAUUGUGUCCAACUCAGUCACAAGAAGCUUCAGUAGCCGCGAGGAGGCCGCCCAGGCAUUUCUGCAGAUCGUUGGCUACUUCCAGCAGACAAUCUCAAAGCGGAUCGCCAUCUUGCGCGAGCUUGAUCUUGUGCCAAGCAGCCGCGACGAUGUCGUUGUUGCGGCCAUCCGGAGCAUGGAGCUGCUCUACUGUGUCAACGAAGUGAACGGAUUUGUUCCAUAUUACGAGUUCUACAACCCCAGCGUUGAGGACAAGAUCGAGCUCAAGGAUGACUACCGAGCAUGGAAAGAGAAGGACGGUUUUUCGCUGUUUCAGUAUCCGUUCUUGCUGAGUACCUCGACAAAGUCCGAGAUUCUCAAAAUCGAAUCCCUCGUGUCGAUGAGACGGGAGCUCCAGGAUGCCUUCUUUAGGGCGCUGUUCAUUGGCGUAAACAGCCCAUAUUUGCAGCUCGAUAUACGCCGAGAACAUAUUUUACGCGACGCCAUGUACCAGCUUGCCUCCAAGCCGUCCCAAGAUCUCAAGAAGCAGCUCCGAGUCAGUUUUGUUGGAGAAGAAGGCAUUGACGAAGGAGGAGUGCAGAAAGAGUUCUUUCAGCUCAUAUUCAAGGAGCUUUUCGACCCCAACUUUGGAAUGUUUACGGUCUACGAAGAUUCCAGAGUCCGAUGGUUUUCACGAGGACUGCAAAACGAUCCGAGAAAGCUGCUUGGACUCGCCAUAUACAAUGGAGUCGUUCUAGAUCUACAGUUCCCAACGCUGCUGUACAAGAAGCUACUCGGAGGCCCGAUGAACUUGAGAGAUCUCUGUGAAGUCGAUCCGGAUCUUGGAAAGGGCCUCCAGCAGCUCCUGGAGUGCUCCGACGACGUCGAGGAAGUCUACAGCCGAACAUUUCAGGUCGAAUACGAGACCAUCACAGGGGAGAUCAAGGAAUACGAACUCGUCAAAAACGGGAGCCAGCGGAGCGUAACAAACUCAAACCGACAAGAGUUUGUGGAUCUGUACGUCGACUUUUUGCUCAAUCAGUUGGUCUCUCUUCAGUUUACAUCGCUCCGAGCCGGGUUCGACACGGUCAUGUCCGGAAGCGCUAUGGAGCUGUUCCGACCAGAGGAGCUUCAGGAACUAGUUUGCGGUAGUCCGACCCUGGACUUCAACGAGCUGGAGGCUGCGACCCAAUAUGACGGAUAUGACAAAGACUCGUUAUAUAUCAGAGACUUCUGGUCAAUCGUUCACACAUUCGACGAUGAAAUGAAGAAGCGUCUCCUGUUCUUUGCGACCGGAUCAGACAGGGUUCCGAUUGGAGGCUUGGCCAAGCUGCAAUUUGUGAUUGCCAAGAACGGAGGAGACAGCGAACUGCUACCGACUUCGCACACAUGCUUCAACGUACUCCUCUUGAGCGAGUACGGCUCAAAAUCAAAGCUCCAGCGGCAGCUCGAGAAGGCUCUGGAGAACAGCCACUGUGGGUUCUUUUUGAACUGA